AUGAAUGACAAAGUUUCCAACAGCAGUAAUAGUCAUAAUAACAUCCUCUCUGUUUUUCCGGACCACAUAAAGAGCGACAUCGCUAACUUUGGCAUCGAGCACAAGCUGGCAGAUUCCGACUAUUAUGAAAAUUAUCCUACUCUUCGUGACAACUACUUAAGUGAAGAUGUUGACAGCGACUUCUCCAUCUAUACUGAUGGAUCGAAGAAUCUAACAGAUGUUGGGGCAGCUUUCAUCCUUUACCACCAUAACACCGGUGUCACCCACAGAUCUGCUUUUAAGCUGGGUCCGCACUGCAGUGUGCCGCAGGCGGAAAUCCUGGCCAUUGCCAAGGCAAUGGAUUAUAUCUAUUCUGAAUGGUUCCGUUGCAACAAAACUAUCACUAUUCACACUGAUAGUACGACGGCCCUCCAUUCCGUCUUCAGUCCCCAUAAUAAGGGUGACAAUAUCCUGUGGGUCCGGGGACACACUGGUGUACCUGGAAAUGAGGCAGCUGAUCAGCUGGCCAAACAGGCCGCUGCUUCCAGCCUUACUCCUUGCUACAACAAAAUUCCUGCUUCGAAAAUCAGGCAAUGGACUUUGGAAUUCGCUCUUGGUCAAUGGCAAGAAGAAUGGGAUAACGGAUCUACAGGCAGAUUAACGCACACCUUUAUCUUAAGCGUUAACGAAAGACUUAAAUGGAAACACUUCAAACCAACAUUCUCCAUGACCCAGUUAAUUACUGGACAUGGUAAUUUCAAUAGCUAUUUAAAAAGGUUUCAUCCUAAAAACACGGACAUCUGUCCCUGCAACAGUACUUCAAACCAAAACAGCCAGCAUUAUCUGUGGGACUGUGAACUUUUUAAACAGGAGAGGGACAGACUCAUGGGGCAUGUAUUCCAUGCUGGAAACAACUGGCCAUGCCCUAACAGCAGACUCAUGGAAGACCCGAAUAUUUAUCGACAUCUCAUCAAGUUUCUGGAAACAACAGCAGCACUCAACCCACCACGCGAUCAGCAGUCUGCUAGUAAUGAUUGA
This is a messenger RNA of Centruroides sculpturatus (bark scorpion), 1017 nucleotides long. RefSeq lists its product as uncharacterized. NCBI's taxonomy places the organism in Eukaryota, Metazoa, Arthropoda, Arachnida, Scorpiones, Buthidae. The coding region runs from base 1 to 1017 and encodes 338 amino acids. Gene Ontology annotation, biological process: DNA replication, removal of RNA primer. Gene Ontology annotation, molecular function: nucleic acid binding; RNA-DNA hybrid ribonuclease activity. The record is from RefSeq and is a predicted model, not a curated record. The transcript is spliced from 2 exons.